Messenger RNA from Silurus meridionalis, 4836 nucleotides. RefSeq names its product WASH complex subunit 4 (gene washc4). Gene Ontology annotation, biological process: endosome organization; endosomal transport. Gene Ontology annotation, cellular component: endosome; WASH complex. The record is from RefSeq and is a predicted model, not a curated record. NCBI's taxonomy places the organism in Eukaryota, Metazoa, Chordata, Actinopteri, Siluriformes, Siluridae. The transcript has 33 exons. The coding region runs from base 160 to 3678 and encodes 1172 amino acids.
UUACAGUAAAACGGGUAGGAAGGAGAAAACUGACUCAAGGGGAACUCGGAAUAGGGAAGAUUUAUACAAAUUCUGCAAAAAAUAGCUCAAGCCAGCGAUUUAGGCAGCACCGCCCGGGGGUCACUGUGGAGUAUCCGUCGGUUGUAGGUGUUUUUAAGGAUGGCAGUGGAGUCAGUAUCGGCAGAAUGGGAAUUUGAUCGCUUUGAUGACGGAUCUCAGAAAAUUCACACAGAGGUGCAGCUGAAAAACUAUAACAAGUUCUUGGAGGACUACACGUCUCAGCUAAAAGCUAUAGAGGAAGCCCUGGACGAUUCCAUCGGAGACGUUUGGGAUUUCACUUUAGACCCGAUAGCAUUGAAGCUUCUUCCUUAUGAACAGUGUUCCCUUCUGGAGCUGAUUAAAACAGAGAAUAAGGUCCUCAAUAAGGUCAUUACAGUCUAUGCAGCUCUCUGUGGUGAAGUUAAGAAGCUGAAAUAUGAGGCUGAAACAAAGUUCUACAAUGGCUUGCUGUACUAUGGUGAAGGAGUUUCAGACACGAGUGUGGUGGAAGGAGAGUGUCAGGUUCAGAUGGGACGCUUCAUCUCAUUUUUACAGGAACUAUCUUGCUUUGUGUCCCGGUGCUUUGAGGUUGUUGUUAACUUGGUUCACCAGCUGGCUGCACUGUACAACAGCAACAAAGCUGCCACAAAAAUCAUUGAGUCAAGUGGAGUACAUUUUCAGACUGUGUAUGAGCAUCUAGGUGAACUCCUGGUGGUUCUGAUCACCUUGGAUGAGAUCAUGGAGAAUCAUGGAACAUUAAAAGACCACUGGAAGAUGUACAAAAGAUUACUCAAAUCUGUCCACCACAAUCCAUCUAAAUUUGCUAUUCCUGAAGAAAAGCUGAAGCCUUUUGAGAAGCUUUUAUUGAAGCUGGAGGGCCAGAUUCUGGACAGCAUGAUCUUUCAGGCUUGUGUGGAACAGAGAUUUGAUAAUCCUGGGGAAGGCUUUUCAGUCUCCAAAAACAGUGCCUUUGCUGAGGAGUUUGCUCACAACAUUCGAACUAUAUUUGCCAAUGUGGAGUCAAAACUCGGAGAGCCUGCAGAGAUUGACCAAAGGGAUAAGUAUGUUGGGGUCUGUGGACUCUUUGCCCUGCAUUUCCACAUUUUUCGUACAGUUGACAAGAGGCUCUACAAAGCUCUUUUGGAUGUGUGUAAAAAGGUCCCUGCAGUUACACUGACUGCCAACAUAAUCUGGUUUCCUGAUAUGUUUUUGGUUAACAAAAUUUCAGCAGCAGCCAAACUGAUGGAUAAGAAAAGUCUCCAGGCCAUUCGUAUCAGCAAGGAUUCAUACUUACAACAAAAGGCACAAGCAUUAACAAAAGACGUACAGUCUUACUAUGUUUUUGUAACCUCCUGGAUGAUGAAGAUGGAGGCCAUAUUAUUAAAAGAGCAGAAAAAUGAGAAACUCUCAGAAGAUCUGAGCAACAGGUGCAAUGUAUUUGUACAGGGUAUUUUAUAUGCAUACAGCAUCAGUACUAUCAUAAAAACCACCAUGAACCUCUACAUGUCCAUGCAACGACCCAUGACCAAGACCUCUGUCAAGGCUUUGUGUCGUCUAGUAGAGCUACUAAAAGCAAUAGAGCACACGUUUCACCGGCGGUCACUUGUGGUGGCAGAUUCUGUGUCCCAUAUCACUCAGCAGCUGCAGUCACAAGCUUUGGCCUCUAUAUCGACAGCUAAGAAAAGAGUGAUCUCAGAUAAGAAGUACAGUGAGCAAAGGCUGGACGUGCUUUCUGCCCUGGUGCUUGCUGAGAACACUCUGAAUGGACCGAGCACCAGGGAGAGAAGACUGGUGGUGUCUCUUGCACUCAGUGUGGGCACUCAGAUGAAAACUUUCAAAGAUGAGGAGCUUCUUCCAUUACAACUUGUCCUAAAGAAACUGGACCUUAUUAGUGAAUUAAGAGAGAGGGUCAAAGUGCAGUGUGAUUGCAGCUUUCUCUACUGGCACCGUGCAGUGUUUCCCAUUUACCUGGAUGAUGUUUAUGAUAAUGCCGUGGAUGCAGCAAGAAUACAUUACAUGUUUAGUGCUCUCAGAGACUGUGUGCCCUCCAUGCUAUAUGCCAAACACUUGGAGUCCUAUGAGCAGCUACUGGAGUGCUAUGACAAAGAGAUCACGGAGGUCUUCAACGAGCAUUUGUUGGACAAGCUAUGCAAGGAGAUAGAGAAAGACCUCCGGCUUUCUGUGCACACACAUCUCAAGUUGGAUGACCGGAACCCAUUCAAAGUGGGCAUGAAAGACCUGGCUCACCUCUUUUCCCUCAAGCCUAUCCGCUUCUUCAAUCGUUUCAUAGAUAUUAAAGCCUACGUCACACACUACCUGGACAAGACGUUUUACAACCUAACAACAGUGGCACUCCAUGACUGGGCAACGUACAGUGAGAUGAGGAAUCUGGCCACGCAGCGCUACGGGCUGGUCAUGACCGAGGCGCAUCUGCCUAGCCAGACUCUAGAACAGGGGCUGGAUGUAUUGGAGAUUAUGAGGAACAUCCAUGUUUUUGUUUCACGUUAUCUCUACAACCUGAACAACCAGAUCUUCAUUGAGAAGACCAGCAACAACAAGCACUUGAACACUAUCAACAUUCGGCACAUUGCUAACUCCAUACGCACCCAUGGGACUGGGAUCAUGAACACAACUGUAAACUUUACAUAUCAGUUCCUCCAAAAGAAGUUCUACAUUUUCAGUCAGUUCAUGUACGAUGAGCACAUCAAGUCCAGGCUUAUCAAAGACAUCCGGUUCUUCCGGGAAACUAAAGAUCAGUCAGAUCAAAAGUAUCCUUUUGAGAGGGCAGAAAAGUUCAACCGCGGUAUUAGGAAACUGGGCAUUACUCCAGAUGGCCAGAGCUACCUGGACCAGUUCAGACAACUUAUCAGCCAGAUUGGUAAUGCAAUGGGAUAUGUACGGAUGAUCCGCUCUGGGGGUCUUCAUUGCUGCAGCAGUGCCAUCAGGUUUGUUCCUGAUCUUGAGGAUAUUGUAAACUUUGAGGAGUUGGUGAAAGAAGAGGGUCUCUCUGAGGAGACUCAGAAAGCAGCUAGUGUUCUAGACUGUGUACUCAGUGACCUGACCAGUAACUCGGCCGAGGGAACAGAGUAUUUCAAAAUGCUUGUGGGAGUUUUCGCCCCGGAGUUUCGCAGCAUUAAGAAUAUGCACUUGAGGAACUUUUACAUGAUUGUUCCUCCUUUGACAGUAAACUUUGUUGAACACUCCAUCAGCUGCAAGGAAAAUCUGAACAAGAAGAACAAAAGUGGUGCAGCAUUUACAGAUGAUGGCUUUGCCAUGGGUGUCGCCUACAUCUUAAAGCUGCUUGAUCAAUACCAGGAGUUUGACUCAUUGCAUUGGUUCCAGGCAGUUCGAGAGAAAUAUAAGAAGGAAAUGAGUGCAGUGGUGAAGGAACAAAAUGUUCAGGCCACCAACCAAGAUGAGAAACUCCUGCAGACCAUGAACUUAACUCAGAAGAGGCUAGACAUCUACUUGCAGGAGUUCGAGCUCCUUUACUUCUCUCUCAGCAGUGCACGGAUAUUCUUUAGGGCCGAUAAGACUGCAGCGGAGGAAACUCAGGAGAAGAAGGAUAGGGAGGAUGUUGCUAAAGCAGAUGCUGCGUCGCCUGAGGCUGCUGCCACCCCUGAACUGGGUGCCAAGUGAAGCUAAAAUAAAAAAUGAACACAGCUCCCACUUAAAGUCUUUAAGGUCAUAGGAUGGAGUGGAAAGAACCCAGUUUUUCCAGAUGUACAAAGUGCAAUGUUUUUGUUUAUUCUUAAUUGAAGUAUUUCUAAGUAUUACGUGGCAGAAUAAAAGAUAAAUGGCCUUUGAUCGCUGACCACGAAUUAGAAAUAUACAGUGUGAACAUUGUUGGUCAGAUUUAUAUUUUUUCCUUCAAAUGCACUUAGGACUGGAACUGACUGUGAUCUGCUUCUCGGAAAAUCUUCAUGUCAUCAUUUUUUUCUGCAUUGUAUACAGAUUUUGUCAGAUAACUGUCAGGUGAGCAGGUUUGGCAGCUGUAACUAGUUAAUGGAUGAGACCUUGUUUUUUAUUUUAGUAUUUUAAUAUAGCAACUGUUUUGAAAUCUUAAAGCUUAUUUGGAUUUUUAAUCAAGAAUCAUUUUUGACUAUUUCCUUUUGCAAAUUUGAUUAGAAACGUCUUUCAGGACUCUUCAUGGCAAUGUAUAAAGUGAAGGUGCUUAUGUAACAGGUUCUACAUUGAAGUAGGUCUGUUGCUAGGUUUUCAACAGUGACCGUUUUACAAUUAUUACAUAUUGCACAGCUAGGAAAAUAUUUUCAUACGAAUGUAACAUAUGGAGAAAUAAAUAUUGUGUUGAGCAGUGUGAAAAUGUGAGAAAUUGUUUAGAAAGGAAAUAAGCUUUCUGGACAACAAAUUGGUUGCAUCCAUCAACCAAAAGUCUAUUAGUUCUAUGUAAAUUUCAUACCCAGUUGAAUGUAAUGUAUUUCGGGCUACAUGUCCAACUUCUACUCAUUGCAGGAUGACAAUUUUAUUGUGUGUAUAGCCAAAUCUGUGUGCAGUUGAUCAGGGCAUGUUGGUACACUGGGGCAUGCUAACUGCCCUACAAUAUCACCAGAAAUUAAAUUUAUAAUACACUUUUAUGUUUAUCUGUCACCCUAUCCGUUCACUAGUUUACACACCCAGUCAGUAAAAGAGAUCAAAUUAAUAGUAACUCAUGGUGGCAGAGUGGCGAGGGGAAUCCUGCUCAUAUAUUGGGAAAGAGUUGACGUGCUUUUUUGUCCACUGCACUUAAAUUCAUGAAAAUGUAGCAAACCAAUGUAUUUAGUACCUGAUGUCCAUGCU